CGUAUAAGACGUAAACACGUGCACUUCCCUGGUUACAGGUUUCUCGUUUUUUCUAACCUGCUACCCCGCUCUAUCUCCCGCAUCAUUCCCUGACAACAGCAACGAUGGCGGAGCCCGUAGCAUCGGACGCAAUAGCAACAGACGCAGCAUCCCCGUCUCCCACCCCGGCGCUUUCUCCUGCUUUGAGUCCCGUGUCAGAGCCUCUUUCCAUGGCGCUCUCUCCUUCAGCAGGCGGCUCCCAACGACUUCUUUUCUCACACGAUUUAGUGUCGGGUCGGUACCGUGGUUCGGUCCGGUUUGGCCUUGUGAGAAUGAUGUAUGGCGAAGAAGAGUUUGAUUCAGACUCGGACUCGAACAUCGAAUCUGAUGGCGGAGGUAGAGGCGGUGGUAAAGGUGGAGGAGGCGGUGGAGGAGGUGGUGGCAUACCCUGCAGCUCAGAUAACGAGAGCGGUGCUGCGGACACCCGGAGUCGGCCUCUUGGAAGGGGGUUUGUGCGCGUGCAAUGGUACCCAGAAGGAGGAAAGCAGGACAUUCGAGAAACAAAGCUAAAACUCGAAGAUCGCUCCAUGGUUAUUCGAGACACCGUGCGACGGAUGAAUUCCAAUGACAACCAGUGUGGCAUCGUGACCAACAUUGACAUUGAGUGUGCCGUGAAGCUGGUCGGGACCAACUGUGUGCUGUACCCCGUCAACAGCAAAGACCUGCAGCACAUCUGGUCCUUCAUGUAUGGAGACUACAUAGCCUAUGACUUCUGGCUGGGGAAGGUGUAUGACCUGACCAAUCACAUCAUCCUCAAGCUGUCCAAUGGAGCCAGGUGUUCCAUGACGGUGGAGGACGGCGCCAAGCUGUACGACGUCUGUCCCCACGUCAGUGACUCGGGGCUGUUCUUCGACGAGGCGUACGGCUUCUACCCAGGCCAGGUGCUGAUUGGUCCUGCCAAGGUGUUCUCCAACGUCCUGUGGCUGUCCGGCGUCAAGCCCGUGCUCAGCAAGAAGAGCAAGUUCAGGGUCGUGGUCGAAGAGGUCCUGGUGGUGGAGCUGCAGGUGACGUGGAUCACUAAGAGCUACUCCCCCAAGGGCUCGGACAGCGUCUACCCCCCGCCAUCCAUCAUCACAACGGAGAACCUCUGCAGGGUGAGGAGGCUGGGAUACUAUGACCACACCCAGAGGCAGCUGGGAGAGCGGGCGCUCUACGUGUUCCCCGCCAAGGUGGACACCACGCGAAUCACCUGCGACGGCCCCGAGGGGGCGCCCCUGCUGCCGGAAGACCCCGUGGCUCGGAGGUUGAAAAGAAUGUUCAAGAAGGAGUCCGGCAAGAAGACGGCAGAGACUGCAGACACACAAGGUGCCAACCAGCACUCGGCAGAGAAGACUGAGAGCCCAGAGGGGGAACGCAACUCCGACCCGCACCACACGUCGACCGCGCCGGCCCCCAACCACACGGACGGCCCCCAGCCCCGCCGUCACCCCGGCGACGGGGGCGGCGCCCAGGACGGUCCGGCGUGGGCGGAGCCCGGGGAGCCCGACGCGGACGACGAGGCGGCGGCGGAGGACACGGACGACACCAGCUCCCUGACGUCGUCGGCCAGCUCCACGGCGUCGUCACAGAGCGGCGGGCCCGGCGCCGGCCGGAAGAAGAGCAUCCCGCUGUCCAUCCGCAACCUGAAGAGGAAACACAAGAAGAAGAGGACCAAGUUCUCCCGGGAGUUCAAGCCUGGCGACAGAGUGGCCGUGGAAGUGGUGUCCACCAAGACCUCGGCCGACGUCAUGUGGAAGGACGGCCGAGUCGAAUUUGGCAUCCGCUCCAACGACCUCAUCCCCAUCCAGCACCUGGACAACCACGAGUUCUGCCCCGGAGACUUUGUCGUCGACAAACGACCUCAAGCCUCCCAGGACCAAGGCGUGUACGGGGUCAUUCAGUCUGGGGAUCACAAGGGCAGGACGUGCGCCAUCAAGUGGAUCAAACUCAACACCGCCAGCGACGACGUGGAGGUCAUAGGAGAGGAGGAGGACGUGAGCGUCUACGACCUCGCCGACCACCCCGACUUUCACUUCCGCACCACCGACAUCGUCAUCAGGAUAGGGAACUCGGACACGGAACAGAACAUGGCCGGCGAGAACGAGACGUACGUGGGCCAGGUGUCCAGGGUGGACGUGAGCAGCAAGGUGGAGGUGGUGUGGGCCGACAACUCCAAGACCAUCGUCCUGCCCCAGCACCUGUACAACGUGGAGUCUGAGAUCGAGGAGACGGACUACGACUCGGUGGAGGAGACCAGCAGCGGCCUGUCCACCGAGGAGUGGGAGGACGAGAGCGACAGCUGGGAGACGGACAACGGCGUCAACGAGGACGACCACAACGCCGAGAACGCCGCUCAGACCCCGCAGGCGUCCGCGGGGCCCUCGCCCCUCAUCAUCUCCCCGGACGAGGGCACCAAAGCCGGGGCCACCCCCACCAAGCCGCCCUCCGCCGGAGGCGAGGACCCGCCCGAGGGGGCUGUCGCUAGCCCGGCUAGCGGAGGAGGAACCACCCCGGGAGGAGGAGGAGCGACGGCGGGCGACGGCGGGGAGAAGCCCGGAAAAGAGGGCACGCCCCGGGGCUUCCGCGAGCUGAAGGAGGCCCUGAAGAUCCUGGAGAGCCUGAAGAACAUGACGGUGGAGCAGCUGUGGACCGGGGGCUCGCCCACCUCCCCCACCUCGGCGGAGCCCGCCUCGGCCGCCAGCGUGCCCGCCGCCCCCCACCACCCCCGCGCCGCCACCGCCGCCCCGGAGAAGCCCACCAAGGAGAAGCGCUUCCUGGACGACAUUAAGAAGCUCCAGGAGAACCUCCGCAAGACGCUGGACAACGUGGCCAUCGUGGAGGAGGAGAAGAUGGAGGCGGUGGUGGAGGGGGGCGGGGGCGGGACGGAGGGCGAGGAGAAGGCCGGCGAGGAGAGGCCACAGCAGGAAGCCCAGACGCCGGUGACGGCGGCGGCGGAGUGGCCCAGGGAUUGGUCCAGUGACACGCCCGUCCUAUGCAAGCAGUGCGGGGGCAAGUCGGGCGUCACCUUCACCAGUGCCAAGGGAGAGGUGUUCUCUGUGCUGGAGUGGGCACCAGACACCCACACCUUCAAGCAGAUGGAGUUCCAGCCGGCGGAGGCUAAGAAGUUCUUCAGCACCGUGAGGAAGGAGAUGGCUCUGCUGGCCACCUCUCUCCCCGACGGCAUCAUGGUCAAAACCUUCGAGGACCGCAUGGACUUGCUCUCGGCCCUGAUCAAGGGGCCCACGCGGACCCCGUACGAGGACGGCCUGUUCCUCUUCGACAUCCAGCUGCCCAACAUCUACCCGGCGGUGCCCCCUCUGUUCCGCUACCUGUCCCAGUGCGGCGGGCGCCUCAACCCCAACCUGUAUGACAACGGCAAGGUCUGUGUCAGCCUGCUGGGCACCUGGAUAGGCAAGGGCACAGAGAGAUGGACCAGCAAGUCCAGCUUACUGCAAGUGCUGAUCUCCAUUCAAGGUCUGAUCCUGGUCAACGAGCCGUACUACAACGAGGCGGGCUUCGACAGCGACCGCGGCCUGCAGGAGGGCUACGAGAACAGCCGCUGCUACAACGAGAUGGCCCUCAUCAAGAUGGUCCAGUCCAUGACCCAGCUCCUCCAGAACCCCGUGGACGUCUUCCAGCAGGAGAUCCGCCAGCACUUUGCCUCCAGCGGCUGGCGGCUAGUCCACCGCCUAGAGUUCUGGCUGGAGCUCCACGAGUCCGCCGAGAGGGGCCCGCCGCCUCCGCCGGCGCCGCCCAGGCCCUCCAGGGACAGGCCUCCCUCGGUGGAGCCCCUGGACGAGCAGCUGCCCCUGGGGCCGGGGCCCCUGGCCCGCAGCAGCCCCGGCAAGCCGGCCGCAGAGGAGGAGGAGGAAGAGCUGGAGGACUCGGGCCUGAGCCCGUCCACCACGCACGCCCAGACGGAGCUGAGCCAGAGCUCCGACUGCGACGGGCCGCCCGGGGACGGGGCUUGUUCCGGGUCGGACACGGCGCCGGCGGUCGUCGCCGGCACGGUGCGAGCGGCGUUGUCCUCGGACUCUGCCGCCGGGCCGGGGGGUCAGCCGGCGGUGCGGCCGAAGAAGAGGAGGAAGAGCUACCGCAGCUUCCUGCCGGAGCGGAGCGGCUACCCGGACAUCGGCUUCCCGCUCUUCCCGCUCUCCAAGGGCUUCGUGAAGAGCGUGCGCGGCGUCAUGCUGCAGUACCGCGCCGCCCUCGCCGCCGCCGGCAUCCCCGAAGUCCGAGAGUAAGUGCCUCCCCCCCCCCGGCCCGACAUGCCCCUCCCCUGCCGAUCCUCCAUUUUUUUCGGCCCCUCCCCUAAAGCUGCACUGUGCCCCCCCCUUCAUCACUGCCCUGCCCGGUCAACGAUCCCCACGCCCCCCCCCCUCCGCUGCCUACCUGUGCCACCUCCUCCAGUCCCCCCAACUGUCUUGUCCUCCCCCCGCCCCAUCUCCUCUGAAGCGGCCCUCUGUCCUGUAGUACCGUUAGAGAGCGGGAGACUGCUGGAUGCGUUGUAUUUAAUAGGAAGAACUACAACUCCCAGGUCCCCGUACGAGUGUGUGACUCGUGACGUCUGUUAUCUGCUCUGCUUUAGUGUUCCCACAGAAGUCACAUGUGCUCAGAUGUAAGGGGGGGGAGGAGGAGUGUGGGGGGGGUUACCUGGCUAUACAGGGACCAAAGCCAGGCCCCGCCACCUCCAGCCAUGCAGGGGCCACUGUUCUUGUGGGGAACCCCCCCCCCCCCCUUGCUUUAAAGGAUCCUCUGAGCGUUUGUGGAGACCUGGAAGGAACGCACGGCCCAGGAACUGUCGCCCGACCACACUUCCUGGGUCGACCAAGGCCUUGACUGCAGAUGGAGAGAGGAGAAUUGGGGUCAAAACAAAGGUGCCAUUGACUCCACUCUGCUGUGUUGAUAGCUGCUGUGAAUGGGGAUAGUUGUGGAAUCGACCUGAAUGGACUCCCCCCCCUCCCCCCAUAAUAGGGGGGUCUUUGCACAAAUUUCCCUUUUCGAUUUUGUCAGUUUGAACAAACAGGAUGGAGACUUUUCUUAAUGUUGCCAAGAUGUCCCGGGAUCUGCAGGGUCAAUAGGGGCGUCUGUAGACCCGAAAGCUGGGUUGAGCUUAAAGAACUACAUUUCCCAGCAUGCCUGAGUCCUUGACCCUUAACAGGGACCUAUAGUACUGGUUUCACUCCCUCUUUCCAUCAACCUGCACUCUGACUGAAGGACAAUCUUACAACCAAGAUCCCCACAUGACACAAUCAUGGAUGGACUUCUUUUUAAGUAGUUGUUACUGGUUGUUUGCAUUUUGUCGUCCUCUCUCUCUCUCUCCCCCCUCUCUCUCUUUCCCCCUCCCUCUCUCCCCCUAUCCCCCUCUCUC
Molecule: messenger RNA, 5389 nt
Organism: Hypomesus transpacificus
Lineage: Eukaryota; Metazoa; Chordata; Actinopteri; Osmeriformes; Osmeridae
Gene: ube2o
Product: ubiquitin-conjugating enzyme E2O
Source: RefSeq, a predicted model, not a curated record